GCAUCAGUGAGGGUGGGUGCUUGACGCUGCUCCUCCAUCUCUCUCCCUUUAACAUAACACACCACUAACAUCUCUAUACACUCUUACACACCUGUAACGGGAACCGUCGUCCCGUUGGACAUGACGCCCAGCCUUACGUGUCACCCAGAAGUGGAAUGCAGGAGGAAGCACCUUGUGAGGAGAGCAAGUGUCUCAGACUGGACAAACGUUACUACGGGAUUAUUUAUGAACAAACGUCACACAAAGUGUUGCUGAUGCUGGAAUAUUUGCCUUGUAAGAUUAUAUUUAUACAGAGGAAGUAAGGCAAUGCAAACUGAACAACAAUUAUUUUGAGGACGUAAUGGAACACAAGAACUACAGUUGUUAUUAAGAAUGUAAUUGAGCACAAGAACAACAGAUGUUUUCAACCAUGUAUUGGAACAACAGGAAUAUGGAAUGUUUUUUUUCCUCAUGUGGUAGACUAAUGUUUUUGUUGUGAUGAUGGCAACAGUGUUGCAGGAGAGAGCCGAGGCACGAGGGACUUCAGUUUGUGCAGUAAGAAACGUGCCGAUAAGUUAUACUGCAAGAACUCUAACUUAAAUUGUGUGUGGCAGAAACUUUCGGUGUUGCAGUGAAGAGUAAUGCGGAACUUGAACCGUUUUUGUGAACUUUGUUAUGCAGUGAAGACUAGUGGUGGGACCUUUAGUGCUGUGAAACCAAGACUAGCAUGGGAUCUUAGUGCUGUGAAACCCAGAUUAGUGGUGGGAUCUUAGUGCUGUGAAACCAAGAGCAUUACAUUUAUGUUAUGGUUUCUAUCACAAAAAAAAAAAAAUCAGUUAAGGUUUAGAAGAAGGAAAAACAAUGAAAUAGAUAACUAGAGUUAACAUUAAACAGUUGAGGACGCCACGCUGGUGCCGAGUAGUGCUUAUUAUUGCGAUUUCCAGGGAUGUGAGGCAAGUCAUUCCCCGGCCUUUAAGAAGAUACCUGAGCGUGUGUGUGUGUGUGAGACUGUGGCUGCCACAUCCUGGAAGAUGAGGUGACCACGAGACAUACUCCUUCCUUCAAACACCACCUUUAACACCACCACCACCACCACUACCUUUAUCACCACCAGUACUCCCUCGUCCAGAACCACCUCCUUCACCACCACCACCACCACUAUGAAGAGUCCUCCACUAGAAGGAGGUGAAGGACCCUGCGAAAUUCUGCAAGAUGCGGUACAUAGUGGGUUGGCCUUGCUGGCUGGCGGCAGGGGUGAAGGUGGAGGUGUGGGGGGGGUAUUGGGACUAGAAAGACAGGAAACCCAACGAGCACCCCCAGAGGCACUCACCUUCCUUCAGGGAGAUCUUGUCCCCCAUACCAACUUCACCCACACCUUCCUCAAGUCAAUACUCACCUCCAUCGACAGCAAGGACCCAGUGGUUGCUAAUGCAUGGCUGGAGACACUGCUGGAUGUAAUAGAUCUUCUUCCCAAGGAGGUCAUUAAAGAUGAGAUUUUAACAUUGGCUGUGAGUAAGGGACAGUCACAGCAAGUGUCAGCUCGCCUGGCUGCUUGUAAACUCAUUGGCAAGAUAGCUACCAAGUUUGAACCAUUCCUGUUAAAGACUGAAGUAGUUGGCGUUGUACAAAGUUUGUGUCAAGAUGUCUGUGGUGAGGUUCGAGGAAGCAUGUGUAGCCAGCUGGCUGCAGUGGCACGGGGUCUGGGCCUCGAUGCUACCAAAACCCACAUCCUUCCAGAGCUGGUGGAUCUCUGCUCUGACGAGGAAACUAAUGUUCGCCUGGCAGGGAUAAACACAGUAGUGCUGAUGAUUCCCUUGCUUGAUGAUGAAACUCGAGUUGGAACACUAGUUCCUCUUGUACGGAAGGUGUGUGAGCGAGCGCUCAGGGUGGAGGAUGCAUCCUUGCCUGUAACUGCACAUCUCUUGGGACGCAUAUGCCAUGGACUUCAUGAUGAACUGACUGAAGAACAGAAGAGCUGGUUCCUGAAUUUCUACUGCACACUUGCAAAGCUGGGCCUUCCUGACUCCAAGAAGACUGAGCUUCCGAUGCCAGACUUGGUAGCAGAGGUUCGCAGCGGGGAGUACGAAGCUGAGUGUCGGCAGCAGUGUGCGUAUAAUCUGCCAUGUAUGGUAGCCUUUGCUGGAGGAUCAACUACCUACCGAACCAGUUUGCAUGAGACUGUCUCAUCUCUUGUUACUGACCCCAGUCAACAAGUUCGAACAACAGUAGCAGCAGCCUACCAUCAGCUGUGUACAUUGGUUGGUGCUGAGGUGGGUCUUCUGAAAGAGGGACUUCUACUGUUGUUACGCUCAGAAAACCUGGAUAUAUUGGCAGCAUUAACUCCCAACCUCCCCCAUAUUAUUACCACCAUGCACAGACAUAAUGCAGUUACACCACAGUCUCCUAGGGGAGAUCUUCUGGAGCUGGUAGGAGCUAUCAAGCAAGGGGAGGAGACUGUGAGCAUAACCAGUAUGUGGCGGGUUCAUGCUGAAACCUUGACGCAAGCAGCUGCCCUCGCUCCCUGUCUUCCACCAGAUCUCAUCUUCACUCAGCUUGUUCCUCUCAUGUUUGUUAGGAUGCAAACUGCUCGGCCAAUACCAUGUCGGCUUGCUGCAGCCAGAACCCUGCUGGUGUACUUGCGACAUAUGAACACAUCAGAGCAGAGAGACCAUAUCAGUAAUACUCUUGUGUCAGAAUUUUGUGAAGGAAACAGUUGCCACAAGCGCAUGCUGUUUCUGAGUGUUGCUACGAUGGUUCUUGAAAUGUUCUCCAAGGCUUUCUUCAAGUCUAAUUUCUUCAGGCCACUACUAUCUCUACACAAUGAUCGAGUUCCCAACAUUCGAUUGAAGCUGGUGAUGCUACUUCCUCAGAUGAAAGCCACAAUUUCAAUGCCUGAGGAUAAAGGCAGGCUGCAGGAGCUGGAAACUGUAGUGGGCAGCUUACUUGUGAAUGAGAAUGAUAGAGAUGUGUCAGCAGCCAUCUCUACUACUAUCUCUCAACUUGACAAGAUUGAAGUCUGUGAAAGCCAGCGUGGUUCUCCAGAAGGUGAAUCUGGUGGGCAGGAGACAGAGGAUGAGAGAAGAGAAAGACAGGAGAGGAGAGUUGUCACUGAUUCAAAGACACCAGAUAAAAAAUCUCCAGAUUCCUUUAAAGAAAUGGUCCAGGCAACAGCUCAGCAACUUUAUUUAAAAUGUCUAACUUUCACACGUGUACCUUACAGUGGUGGUGCGUAUCAAGCUUCUACUACUACUAACACAUCUCCUAGCUCUGCUACUAACCCAACUGAGUGGUCUCUUGAUGAUGAUGAUGAUGACAACGAGCUGGACAUUAGCGACAUCUGUGAUGAGGUCCUUCUUAGUCCUGAAGAACCUAGUAUUGACUGGGAUGAGCAGCUUUCUCCUGAGUCCCCAAGAAUCACUAGAGAUCCACCAUCUUCAGCUUCAUCGCACAUCUCUAGAUCAUUGCACUCACGAGAUAGGCAUUUGGAAUCGAGAGAUUUGCACAAAGAUUCCAGAGAUAGACACUCAGAUUCCAGAGAUAAUCUCUCUAGUUCUAGAGAUAAUCUUUCAAGCUCAAGGGAUAGCCUUUCAGGGUCCAGAAACAGAGCUUCAGAGUCAUGGGAUCGCCACUCAGAUUCUCGAGAAAGGCUUUCAGAGAAACGUACCAAACAAGUAUCUUCCCGGCGAUCACCUUAUUCAGCACUACCCUCUGAGAGUGGUGAUGAUGGAGACAGAAUAUCAGAGAAGCUUUCAGCCAGAGAAAUCUUUUGGUUACGCACGUCUCGCCCUCGUUGGCGAAGAAAAGUUGCAUCAGCAGACACCAGUCCAGAAGAGCCACGAAGAAAUAGAUUUGGUCGAGGAUGGUCAAUUGACGGAAGAGGGAGUCACUCAGAUACUGAAGACCCAGAUAUUCUGUAUGAUGGACGUCGUCACACAAGCAAAGAAACCAAGGUUCAGUCACCAAUUUCUCAUACUAAUGCUAGCCCACCAAGUCCACAUGGUAUGUAUACUUGGCCUCCACAACAUACUCGUCACCGCCACCACAGUGCUUCAGAGACAGAAGAAUAUGAGAAUGAGCAAGAGCAAGGCCACCAUGAAACAUCACAACAUCCUGGAAACUCCUAUGACACAAUGUCACGUCGACGCAGUCCUCCUGCCCAUCACUAUGAAGCCUCUGUUCAUAAAAAUCGACAUUUUGACUUGUCUUCUCAAAGGAGUGAACCAUCAGACACAUAUAAUGCUCGUUCUCAUCACUCAAACAAACCUUCUAAACGCCACAACAAAAUCACAAACUAUUCAGCUUCAUCUACUAAUUACUAUAGUCCAUCCAUCAAAGAAGAAAAUUCCUCAAAAAAAUAUAAUACCUCUUCAAGUUCCCUUGACCCAUCUCCACAUCAUGUACAGUAUGGCAGUCAUACCAAUGAAAGUGACAACUCUUCUAGCAGUCGACAGCGAGAGCGAUCUCCCCAACCACUGCUCAACAGUAGGCCACAUCACAUUGCUUAUCCUCAGGAGUCUGAAGAUCCCUACAUUUAUCAUGGUCUUCCCCCAACCCUUGCUCCUCAUCUCUCUGCUAUGUACUCUCCUCGAUCUCUCCCAACACACUUCUCAUAUGAUCAUCCUGAUGAAUACCUGUCCUCUCUUGCUUUUACUGAACCUUUUAGUCCUGACCCUUACCAUGCAGAAAUGUUUGCUGCUGCUGAACUUUAUCCUCGAGAACCUUAUCCUCAAUACAGUUAUGAUGGUGAUCGAUGCAGGGGAACCCAUGAACAUGAAGCCAGAAUGAUCGAACAGCUUCCUCAUCCAUAUUUUUUAUUAGACACUGCAGAACUGGCACCCUGGUCCUCACCUCCAGCUUAUCCUAUAGGACCGCUAGGUGCUUCGUGGUUGCAACAUGGCCUUCACCCUUUGGCUCGUAUCCCUCCUUGUCUCAUUCCUACACCUUAUUCCCGCCCCAGACCCCAUGCCCCACUAGCCUCACCCCCAUGGCGCCUUACUCAUCCUGCUUCUUUCCCCAGCAUGUCUACACUCGACCCCACUACGGAUGAGUUCUUGGUUGAUGCUGGUAUUCGUAUAGAUGAGUCGGUCAUCAAAAGUCGUCUGCCCACUCCACAGAACAGUGCUUCAAGGAUUUCUCGCUGGAGGCCUUCAGAUCGCCCUUUUGGGAGCCAUCUAUCUACAAGUAAUGAAGGCAGUAGCAUGGAUAACAAGACUCAUGGUAGCAGUAACCUGGGUGGUUCCCGUUUGAGACAGCCCUCCACCAUUGCUUCAGUAAGUAGAAUACCAGCACCACCAGGUACAUUAGGACACCAGAGUGAUUCUCCUCAUGGUCAAGAUGACCAGAAUAGUAAGCAUAGGGAUAGUCAGAACACAUCAGGAUCAAGAAGAAGUAGCCAGGGUGGCAAUGGGUCAACUGGCAAUAAUGUUGUGACCCGUCUUCGACCACCAUCACGUCCUAACAGACCAGUUUCUACUGUUUCUCCAUCUCCUUCUCGAGGUCCGCUCCCAUCACGUACAAAGUCUCUUAGUCAUGAAAACUUACGCACAUCUCCUUCCAGAUUAGCUCUUCCAACUUCUCCAACAGUGUCUCCAAGUUCUUCUCGUGCCACAUCCCCUCACACAUCUCCACAGGAAACUGAAAAUCGUCCUAGAACCCUUAAUGUUGUAGGGUCGCGUUUAAGGCAACCACAAGUUCGUACUCCUAGAAACAGAGGGUCUCGACCUACAAGUUGCAGUUCUUCCCCGGGUGGUUCUCGUUGUUCCUCCCCAGGGCUUGAUGGCCCAGCUAGUGGUUUCGGUAGAGGUAGUCGUAGCGGUAGUCGUAAUGGGAGUACAAGUUCAUCUCCAGCCUCAUCUCGCUGUUCCUCCCCAGCUUCAGAAGAUCUGCGUUCAUUAACGCGAGGUUCACAGCACAGGUCUUCGGUUUCUGCAGCACGUGCUAAUUCAGGUACAUCUAGAUCUGCUCGCCACACUUCUAGCUCCACCCCAGAACAAGUCACCACUCCUCCCUCUCCUGUACCUUCACCACGAUCCCAAAGACAGGGUUCCUCCAUUCCUAAGCCAUCAUCUAUAUCAAGGGGAAAGCCAGCUGGAAGUAAAUUACCCCUCCCUACAUCAACAAGAAACUAGUUUUAGCGAUCUUUGCAACAUGAAUUUGAUCCUGUUUUUCAUAUAAAUGAUUUUUUGGAGUACUUGAGGUGAGCCCAUGUCAUUUGGUUUUCUAAAUCUGAACCUUUUUUUUUUUUUUUUUUUUUCUUAUGCAGGCACACUGCAUUUGGAAAAUAAUUUGUCUGAAUUCUAAUGAAUGCUGAGAGCUCAAAAUAUAUUCUUGUGAGUAUAACCAGACUCUUUAUUUAUUACUUUGUAUGUGUUUUGUAAGACAGGAAGAUGUUUGUGUGUAGUUUACUUCUAAUAAGAAGAAACAUGCUCUUCCCUCAUAAGAUUUGUGAGGUGUUCCCAAAGUUAAUGUGACUUAAAAAGACAACCACUUCCCAUCAUACAUAAUCUAGUCAAAAAUUAAGCUUCAUGCAGUUUUGAAAGUGUAAGCCAUAUUGGUGAAUAUAGGCCAGUUUACUUAAAAAAAAUUUUAAUUAUUAUACAGGCAUAAUAUUGAAUUUACAUAAAAAUACAGAUAUAUUUCAAAACCAUUAUAUAACCAAUUGAUGAAUACCUUAUAGGUAGAGUAUUGCUUAAAACACACGUGCCAUAUUCAGCAGUUAUUAGAGAGGUUGUGAUGACUAUCUGUAGAGUUAUAAGAUGCCAUAUAUGUUUUGAUCAUUGUACACUGAUGUUCACUAACAUGUACGUGUUUCUGCUUGAAGAUGCAACAAAUGGCAUUGUAAAGAUUGUGAUUAAGGGAGAAGCCACGGCUGCAAGAGUAGUUUCUGUGUUGCUGUUAGCAAAUGGAGGAUUGAACCUCUACCAGCUCUUGCUCUGAAUGACCUACGUGGGUUUAGUGCCUCACAUAAUAUUAUAAUAAUAUUGUCAUUCAGAAUGACAAAAAAUUCUGGUUUGAUCUUCAGUAGAGGAAUAAAGCCAUAAGAAUAGGAUACAAUGACCAAUACAUUAUUAAACAAAAUGAUCAUCAGUGAUCAAAUAUUAGCAGGUGCAAUAAAAAAUUUAUUAUUAAAUUUAUGUUAGUAAAGUUAGGUUUGCAAAACAUUACAUUAAAUAAUGCAGUACCAGUAAUAUUGAUAUACGUACUGUACAUACUGUACUAUAUUCACAGCUUUGUCAGAGUAUAUUAUUUUGAAAUUGUAACUUACGUAAUUAAAAUGACAAAUGCUGAACUAUCUUUAGAAGAGUUUGAUGCCUCUGUUCUUAACAGAAGGUUAAAUACUGUAUUGUACACUCAGCAAGUAAACAGGAAUUACACUGCAAAAGUUUUAGCCUACAGAUUGUAGAAGUUUUAACUUCACUUAGGUAUAAGAGAGAAUAAUGUCACAAGAAAGAUAAUUACUUCAUUUUGUACACUGGUACGAGAGGCACUGGGUUAUACUGGUGCUGUUAUUCGUAGCAGUAUGUAAAUCUUUAUUGGCAAGCAAAAAAUUAUAUAAUAAAACUUGUGUAUAGAGUACUAGGGACUAACCCUGUGGCCUCGCACAACUGAGUCCUCAAUUAUCCUGACUAUGUUGUCUUGUCAGAAUUCCUGGUUGAUCCCCAGUACUCCUUAUACAUAAUUUGUUACUUUCACAUUAUUGUGAAAUUCUUAUUUUAUAUGAAAGUUUGUAUACAGUAUUUGAAAUGACAUUUAAAUAGCUUUAAUAAUGCACACUGUACGUAAAAUAAUUUUUAGUAAUAAUUAAGCACAGUUCGGUGACUUUAAUAAUAUCUUGCACAAAUUACGUUGAAACCUCUGAGGAUGUGUAAAGCCUUGGCAUACUUCUUUUACUUAGGUUUACUUUAAAUUAUUUAAUCCCAGCUUAAUUAUUCUAUGUGCCUAACCAGUUGAAGCUAAAUUGUUAGUUUUUAAGUUGCAAUAACUGUGAUCUAUAUUAUUUAUCAAAAGACAAUCAUAUUGAUUGUUAAUUUUACUAAUGUAUGCAGAAUGUGUAGGGUCAGGUUUUUAUUUGAUAUUUCACCCUGAAAGUAAAUUUAUCUUUCCAUGAGUAGUGAAAUAUUAUUGUUUUCCAGACAAGAGUCAUAAUUAAAAAAUAAAGCUGUGGAGAUGGGAGUUGAGGUAAAAAAUAUUGAUAGUAUACUGUAUAUUUAUCUUAUUUUUCAUUUGAUGGGUCAGACUUUUUUCUUUAUGUGCCUUAUUGUUAAAUAAAAUUAUUUUUUUUAGUAUGUGACUAUUAUAUUAAACACAAGGCAUUAUUUACUAUCGUAUGCUUCUUAUUGGCUGAUGUAAAAUAUACCCAUGUUUUAAAUGCAGUGCUACCUAUAAUACAUUGUUUUUGUUUUAAA
Molecule: messenger RNA, 8384 nt
Organism: Cherax quadricarinatus
Lineage: Eukaryota; Metazoa; Arthropoda; Malacostraca; Decapoda; Parastacidae
Source: RefSeq, a predicted model, not a curated record